AUGAUAAUGUCUGAAUUAUCUCUCCGUCUGUUCUUGCUGGUCUCAGUCUUGACCAAUGCUGGAGCACAGACUACAGCUGUGAACUUUAUGACGGGAACAACUGACACAGGUGAGGAAUGCUUCUGUGAAGUGUCUGAUCUAUUAGCCGAAACCGGAGCUCCCGAGAAACCGAUAGCGGGGAGCGACGUUGUCUUGAGUAACGUGGAAUGCAACCCCGACGAUAUCGCGACCUGCCAAGCCAACUGCGAGGGACUCCAUGGCAAAGACCAGUACCUUGCCGACAAGUGCUGUGCUUAUGUGGGACAGUCUGCCAGUUUGCUGGCGUUUGAAGAAGAUUCCCUUUGGGUUCCCAGGCUCGAAGAGUUCAACAGGUGCACCGGUGCCCGUGUCAGAUUGGAGUACCUCCCCGAGGGUGAAGACGGAAUGGCCGAUGCUCUCCGACAGGAUCUCGGAGAUGACGUCUCUCACGAUCAAGGCAAUGCGGAAGGACAGGGUAUCUUCGAUGCAUACAUUGUUCAGGCUCCAUGGUUGUGGCCUGUUGUCAAUGGUCUUGACAACUUGACCCCUCGUAUCCGAGAAAGCGCUGACACUGUCAAGUUUCUGGAUAUUAACCCGGCCAGUCGAGCUGCCGUGUCCUACAACGGUACCGUCCGGGCUCUUCCCUUGGACACGGAUUACAUUGCUUUGGGAUGGCGUCAGGAUGUCUUCCACAAGUACCAGAUCCCCGAAAGGAUGACCCCACCACGAACUAUUCAAGACCUGGCAUUCGUUGCUGAGAAGUUGCAUGGAUUGGACUUCAAUGAAGAUGGAGAGGGUGACUGGGGUGUCUGCUUAACACCUCAGGUCAACUACUUUCAUGCCUUUGUCGCUCCCCUCAUGCAAACCAAUCUGAACGAUCCUGAAAAUGGUCUGCCCACCGGACAGAACAUGUUCUUCGCCGCUGACACUUUUGAACCCCUCAUUCGUCAGCCGGCAUUCAAGACUGCUGUAGAGACCUACUACAAAAUCAUCCGAAACUCCAACUGCGGAGAGCAAUUGUCCAACGGCGAGAAGUGCGACAGAAAGACCGCUUUCCCCACGGGGCGAUGUGCCAUGGUCAUCUCCAUGCCUGGUACGCUUACCAAGAUGCUCUUGGACGGGGCCAAGUACGCCCCGCAACGUCGAGUCGAUGAUACCACUGGAGAAGUGUUGUGGGACAUUAAUAACAUGACAUUGGGCGGUGGAGGCACAUACUGGGGUCGAAGAGCACCCUUCCCCGGUUCGACUGUGGUUCAAAAGUGGGACAGAGCCGCUGGAUACCCUCUCGUCGAAUGCUCAGCAGACAACGGACGUCACUGCCCCUUGGCCGACGAGAACGGCGUCAACAAUGCACCUUUCUUUGCAGAAGGUGGUGAAGCUUACGCACUCAAUGGCCGACAAGCAAAGCCUGCUGCACGCGCCGUCAUGUGGGAUCUCUUCACUUGGCUCUCCGAAUUGCCCGAAACAGCUCUUCCACUCUCUGGACAAUAUCGCAAGUCGCAUUUGAAUGAAGAGCACCGUGAGGUUCUUACCGAUGAAGCAGGAUGGCCCAACCAGAUGGUUGACGAUAUUUUCAAUCUUCUUGGAAAAUACUUCAAAUCAGAAGACGAGGGAGGCAACCCCGUACAAGACCUCUUGAUGCUUGGAUUUCCAGAAUACAUGGGAGCUCUCGAUGAAGAGCUUCACGAUAAGUUUUUGGGUGUCAAAACCGACUCCACCGGCGGUGUGUUCAAUCGAAAUGAUCCCGUUAGAUCUGUUGACCCUUACCUUGACCACGACAGCUACAAUGAGGCAUACACUGCUUUCAUCGACGCCCUGGAAGAAAGGUACCACGCCAUCUCUGCCAGUAUUAGUGGUGGACGUAUGGGUCAGCUCCAAAGAUGGAGGAGUUCGCUCAAUCUUCCACUCCGAACUGAAGAAGAGCUCUGCUUUGCUACGUUGUCGUCCAACCAGAUCGACGCCUUCGUUGGUCUUAAAUGCGCCACCAGAGUGUCAUUUGAUUCCCUUUGCCAAACGCAGCCCGAUAUUGUUGCAAACUACGAUGUUCAGCUUUGCGACUCCCUAAAGUCGGAUUCCAACCUUGCCGUUGUCAUUCCCAGCAUCGUUAUCCCUCUCAUCAUUGUGGCUGUUAUUGGCGCCUACAUUUAUGGGGAAAAGAAAAAGCAGAGAGGAGACAACGUCUGGCAAAUCGACCCGGACGAGUUGAUUUACAAGGAUCCCAUCGAAGUCAUUGGACAUGGUAAAUUUGGGGAGGUCGUACUUGCAGAAUAUCGGGGUACGACAGUGGCUGUGAAAACAGUGAACCCCGCAAGGUUGGUUGACGGGUUUCAUGACGAGGAGCAACCAGGCAUUUCUUCGAGGAUAUCAAUUUCAUCAAGAAAUUCCAAAUCCAUGAAAUCUGUGCCCUUGAUGUUUGGUGGAGCGGGGAAUGGCACCUCCUCGGCCAGGUCAAGUCUGGGCUCUGGCUCAGCUAAGGUGAAGAUGGGCACUGGCUCGGCAAAGGUGAACAGAGGCACUGGCUCGGCAAAGGUGAACAGAGGCACUGGCUCGGCAAAGGUGGGCAGGGGUACUGGCUCGGCAAAGUUGACCGUUGGCACUGGCUCAGCCAAAACUCGUGGCUCUUCUUCCUCUAGGGGUAUUGCCUCGAUUACAGCCAGUGGUCUUGCCUCGAUGACAAAAACUGCUCUCGGAUUGACAUCCGUCACGCAAGAAGCCAGGGAGAUGCGGGAGGAGUUCAUCGCUGAGAUUCGGUUAUUGGCAAACCUGCAAGAACACAGGAAUAUUGUUUGCGUGAUGGGAGCUGUCGUGAACGGUACUCACGAGCCCAAGUUGGUCCUGGAGUACAUGGAACGCGGCAGUUUGUUCGACCUCCUCCACAACGCGAAUUUCCCUAUUUCUGGUGAACUCAUUCACAACAUUCUCACUGAUGUCAUCCAAGGUGUUAGGUUCCUUCACAAUGCCAAACCGCAUGCGGUUAUUCACUCCGAUCUCAAGUCUUCGAAUAUUCUGAUCGAUGAACGAUGGCGUGCCAAGGUUGCUGAUUUCGGGUGGGGUACUGCGGGAACUCCUUACUGGACUGCUCCUGAGGUUUUGAGGCAAGAGACACUUUACACCCCCGAAUCGGACGUCUAUGCGGUUGGUGUGGUGCUCUACGAGAUGUACAGUCGGUCCACUCCUUACGAAGGUGAAGAUUACGACACAGUACUUAAGAAAGUUGCAGACCCGGCCAUUCGCAAGCGUCCACCCGCUCCCACAACGAUGAGUUCUUCCAUAGCCGACAUGAUGAGGGAUUGUCUCCGCGACGCACCGGAAGAGCGACCAACCCUCAAUGAACUGGGCUCGCGAAUCAGCCGUCUUUCCAUGGAUGAUAUCGAGUACCAGGUUCAGGGCGAUGGCCCCGGAUCCCAGAUUAUGUUUCCCGAGAACGUUGCAAGGGCUUUGUCAAAGGGUCACAGUGUCGACAUUCAGACACACGAGAAUGUUUCUGUGGUGUACUGUGAAAUCAUCGGCUUUUCUGCCCUCACUGCCGAGCUGCCUCCAUUGAAGAUCGCGGACAUGCUGCAACGUUUGCAUGACCACUUUGAUGUUCUCUCCGACAAGCACAGCGUGUUCAAGGUGGAUGUCUUGGGUAGUAGCUCCUGGAUGGGAGCCACGAAUUGUGUUCAGCAUCAACCCGACCACACAGCGCGCAUGGCAAAGUUUGUUAUUGAAGCUAUUGAGGCUGCAGGCACCACACUCAUCGAUGAGGAUAAUCCUGAGCGCGGUUAUGUUCAAAUCCAGACAGCAAUGAUAUCUGGGGAGGUCAAAGCGAAAGUUGUUGGUACUCGCUCGCCCCGGUAUUCACUGUUCGGGCCUAUCAUCGAGGCAGUCACAUAUCUUGCAGGGGAGAAGUCUGAAGCUGGCAAGAUUGUGUGUACGGAGAGAGAACAAGGUGUCCUGGAGCGUAGGGCUCCUGAAAUCCCAGUGUUAAUCAAAUCGCGUGUCUUCAUUCCAGGUUUUGGCGCCACUUUGACUUUCUGGGUGAAUGAGAAAAAUUGA
Seminavis robusta is the source of this 4056-nucleotide messenger RNA. The record is from the annotation of a GenBank genome assembly. NCBI's taxonomy places the organism in Eukaryota, Bacillariophyta, Bacillariophyceae, Naviculales, Naviculaceae.